Penicillium cataractarum is the source of this 297-nucleotide messenger RNA. RefSeq lists its product as uncharacterized. The record is from RefSeq and is a predicted model, not a curated record. The coding region runs from base 1 to 297 and encodes 98 amino acids. NCBI's taxonomy places the organism in Eukaryota, Fungi, Ascomycota, Eurotiomycetes, Eurotiales, Aspergillaceae. The transcript has a single exon.
AUGGGCCAUGCAGACUCGUUCGGCAAGCGGCCCAUACACGAUUGCACCCGCUGGCACUUCAAGGAAUACCGGUGGAGCGAUUCAGCCCAAAUGUGGGCGACAAGAGGGCCAGCAUAUGUGAGACAGCCAGCCAGUGCAAGCUGCGUGCUCGGCAAGCCUGAGCCCACUGCCCUGCAGAGCCAUUUACAAAGUAGCCACCGGCGGGCUGAACUCGGCCUCUCCGGGUGCCAUGACGCUUCGGGCCCCGAAGGAAAUGACCUGCAUCCCUGCUUGGUCCAGUCAUUCCCCGAGCUCUGA